This is a messenger RNA of Engraulis encrasicolus (European anchovy), 2442 nucleotides long. RefSeq names its product bucky ball (gene buc). Bases 218 to 2125 code for a protein of 635 amino acids. Lineage: Eukaryota; Metazoa; Chordata; Actinopteri; Clupeiformes; Engraulidae. The record is from RefSeq and is a predicted model, not a curated record. The transcript is spliced from 6 exons.
UUUUACGACACUCCAGAAACAGGAUGCCUGUUUGGAAGCUCUCUGUGUUAAUUACUUAGCUGGCACACACUCAUGAGAUAUGCCGACCAUGAUAAGCUAAGAACAGAUAUUGCCAUAGGCCUACAUUUGUAUUGUGGAUAGAGAGGGGAAACUUUUUCUCCUCCUUGUCUUUGCACAACUUGGAUAUAUCCAUCCAACCCCAUUUGGAAUCCCAACCAUGGACGAAAGUUCUCAAGCUCCACAAUCGCUGGGGACCAGCCAGUCGCAACAGCAGCGGCCUGUCAGCCACUCUAGGCCAUUCUUCUACGUCCAGCCUCCCUCUCAACCCUACCACCACAUGUACCAGUGGCAUGGAAAUAAUCCAUACAGUAACUAUGGCUUCCAAGGAUCAGGUUUACCAUUUGGGCGUCCAUUCAUGUCCCCAUACCCUUACAUGCAGUAUCCUGGUUACGUUAUGCCUCAUGCUCCAGUUCACCUCCUUGACUACAGAAGACUGUGUGAUCCUCACUUCAACCCAGCUGCGUAUGAUGCCAUGCGGCGGUUUCACCACCCCGGUGCUGUGUUGAGGGAGAGCGCGUGCGCAGGUGCUCAGACGGACCCCAGCGAGGCUUUGAGCAAGUUGAUGGAGUGUCUAGACAAGUUGCGUGCAAGCGACGCCAGCACUGAUCAGGAGGCCGAUUCUGGCAUCACCUCGCCAACCACUUCAUCAUGUGGAGUCGGUUCACCUAGAGAAGACAUGAGGAAAGAGGGGAGUGAAGACUGUGAGCAGCCUGAACCAACACGCAUUGAGUCACAUCAGGCAGCCUCUGGAGCUUUGUUCAGCAACAUGACUGAAGUGUAUGAACCACAUAAGGGGAAAGAUGAAGCCUGGUCAAUGGACUCGGAUGGUGGGGCUCCUCUGGACAGUUCCUCUGUUCACGAAGAAAGCGAGGCUCUUGAGCAGGAAGAAAAUGACAUUGAGGACGAGUUGCAUGUUCAUCAUUGCCAUUCUGGAAAGAAGGCCUCAAGCUCCGACUGUGCACCAGAUCCAUACUCCCAUGGAGAAACAAACAUGUCACCAUUUGAAGGGUGUCACUCCCUCCGUGACCCGGGUCAUGGUCCCGAAGAUUGUGUGACGCAAGACAAAGUGGACACCAACAAGAUGGAGCAGCAGAGUCGGGCAAAGGCAGUCACCAAGAUGUCCACCGGAAAAGGUGAUGAUGAUGGUGAUUUCCUUGACCUUCCACACCGCAUCGUCCAUCUGCCUUUCGGCAAGGUUCUCUCUGGCGGAGGCCUGCUGAAAGAUGAUCCAGUAAAACCUCCCUCUGUAUCGCCACCACCACUGUCGCUUGGAAAUCCAUUCUACUACAGUUACUGUGCCCCACAGUUAGCCCUCGAGCGCCUGAGUGUCCUCAGCCCCUCUCUGGACGAGCUCUCUUCAAGAGAUGAGAUGUUCUCCACUGACCUGGAGGAGCUCAAUCUGUACCCAGGCCACGUGUACCAGGCCAUGGAGCUGCAAAAGCCAGCACUGACCUCCGAUGGUGGUGGUGGUGGCGGUGCUCGUCUCCAGACCAAGCACAAGUGUUCUAAUUGUGGCCUGAGGGUGUCCAAGAGGGCCAUGAAAGCAGUUGCUGAAUCUUACUGCUGUGAUGACGCCCUGGCUGACUCGGACGAGGGAGUGGUUGGCGAAGACGAAGCAGAAACUGCGUUCAAGUUGUACUCGAGCACCAGGAGGAAGACGCUCCCCGCCUCCACCUGCCGAGCACCAUGCCACAAGCCCAGCUGUCUCCAGCAAGCCAAGCUGAAAUCCAGGAGGCUUUACUGCCGAGGGGAAACUGAUCACCAGCCUGGACCCUCAGACUGUCAAGAGGUGGACUAUCCCAUGCACAAGUGCUGUGAGGAGCUAGCUGCUCUGGCCGAGAGGUCUCACAGGACGCAGGAUGAACACAGGAAAUCCAGAGAGAAACAUUGGAGAGAUCGAGGUGAUUGUCUUCAACAUGACUGUUGUGAAGUUGGAUGCGGAAAGGGUUUGGCUAAAGCCAGACAAGUUCAACCAUUGCCACAGAGACGAGUGAGGGAGCACCAGAGAAGGAGUGUGGCAAAGCCAUCGCUUUACCAGAACAAUGAGGAAGAGGAUGAAGAAUAGAGGGAGCCAUCUUAGUUUCACACGGGCACACGGGAGCACUGACUGGAGGACACAAUGCUGACUCCACACACACUCACAAAGGGAGAAGUGGUAGAGGGUAUAUUUGAAGAAAGGUUUGUUGUUGUAAAAAAAACAAAAAAGCACAGUAUAUGUCAAAACCGUGGUGUUGAUUCUGGUGUUUGUCAUGAAGGGGUUAAAUAAUUUUGCACUUUGUAAGGUUGAUCACAAGAUUUGUCGUCUUUGCUUUAUGAACACCGAAGUUCCCUUCUAAUGUUUUGCAGUGAAGAUGGCAUUAAUAAAUAUGCAUUUCUCACAGA